This is a messenger RNA of Drosophila arizonae, 2010 nucleotides long. RefSeq names its product palmitoyltransferase ZDHHC20-B. The record is from RefSeq and is a predicted model, not a curated record. Gene Ontology annotation, molecular function: palmitoyltransferase activity. Lineage: Eukaryota; Metazoa; Arthropoda; Insecta; Diptera; Drosophilidae.
UUCUUGAAGUGAGCCAUCGGUUCAGAUAAAUAUAUUUAUAUUUAUUAACUUUGCAAUACUUGUAUAUUGGCUCUAGCACGCUGCUAUAGGUUGUUCCUCUUACCAGCAGGCGAUGGCUUUAAACAAACUAAAAGCAAUAUAGAACAUGGCUAAAAGCUAGUUUCAAUCACUUUCACUUGUCCCAGCUGAAAGAGAAAAAAAACAAUAGUGUCUGUGUAUACAAAAAAAAAAAAAAAAAAAAAAAAAAAAAAAAAAAAAAAAAAAAAACGAAAAUAAAUAACGAAAAGGAAAGCGCAACCCAGCUCCAAUGUGUGUUCGUCUAUUGUUGUGACAAUCAACUGACUGUGAUUUACGAAGCAACGAAGGAACAAACAUCGAGCGAACUGCCCCUCUCACAACAUAACAUAACAGGAAAUCAAAAAGAGCCUGGAGCUGGCUACGACAGCGGUGGUGCCGCCAACAAACACACACAUUCAUACAGACAUACACACAUACAUACAGACACACUCACAGAUUCACGCAGAGCCGUGCCCCCUAUUCGGCAGAAUGGGCAACGAUGACAAUCGUCGAAGGAAAUCUCCCUGUAAUUGCUGUUUGUCCGUCUUCAAGUGGAUACCCGUCUUAUUCAUAUUCGGAGUGAUCGCGUGGUCCUACUAUGCCUAUGUGGUGGAGCUAUGUGUUCUGAAAACCGAGAAUAAUGUUGCGAAGAUAUUUCUGCUGAUUUUCUAUCACAUCGCUCUCGUAUUGUUCCUUUGGUCCUAUUGGCAAACUAUUAACACGCCAGUGGGCCGCGUGCCGGAUCAGUGGCGCAUACCGGAUGAAGAAGUGAAUCAGCUAUUCCGGGCCGAUAAUCAAGAGACUCAAAAGCGCAUUCUAAACAACUUUGCGCGCAAUUUGCCGGUUACGAAUCGCACAAUCAAUGGCUCUGUUAGAUUCUGUGAGAAGUGCAAGAUCAUCAAACCGGAUCGAUCGCAUCAUUGCAGCGUGUGCAGUUGCUGUGUACUGAAAAUGGAUCAUCAUUGUCCAUGGGUGAACAAUUGCGUCAACUUCUCCAAUUACAAGUUUUUCGUCCUAUUUUUGGGCUAUGCGCUGGUCUAUUGCCUGUACGUGGCGUUCACCACACUUAACGACUUCAUAAUGUUCGUCCAGAAUGAAAAUGGUCUUGCUGUCUCGGCACAGGGACAGCCAGGUGGCAGCGGCAUGGGACGAUUUCACAUACUCUUUCUAUUCUUCAUAUCGAUCAUGUUUGCCAUUAGCUUGGUGAGCUUAUUUGGAUACCACAUCUAUCUGGUGCUCGUCAACCGCACCACACUGGAGGCAUUUCGUGCUCCCAUUUUUCGCGUUGGUGGACCGGACAAGAAUGGCUAUAAUUUGGGACGUUUUGCCAAUUUUUGCGAGGUAUUUGGUGACAAAUGGCAGUAUUGGUUCUUGCCAGUAUUUACCAGUAAGGGCGAUGGAUUAUACUUCGUGACGUCCACUGAUCAAUUUGGCAAUGGGAAUGCCCAACGAUACGAGGCUAUGGGCAGGACGGCAGCAGGGGCAGCAACCAGCAACAGGUUAGAUGCCGACCACACAGAUAAGUUGAUUGACGCAAUUCCACUCAAUAAUCACCAACCUCAUCUGGAGCUAGACAACGUCCAAUCAUCUAGCAACAAUCAUCCACUAAUACCGUCUAGUCAAGUCACUGUCAACAUAGAACAGACAGCAGACGCAGCCGCAGCAACGACGAAGACAGCUCCAACCCUCAACAAUCAUGUCGUCGAUAUGAUCGGCGAUCAAGUAGUUCCCAAGGAUCAUUUUCAGCUGAAUGGUCAUCCAACUGCGAUAGCUGACGAUCGAAUUGUGUGAAAUGCAAAUCAAUUCAAGUAGCAAGUUUUUCCAUUGGAUGUAAUGCGAUGCUAGCUGCUAGAGUGUGUGCGUGUGUAUGUGUGUCUGGAAACAUAUAUAUGUGUGUAUUGAAUGUAUACUCGUAAGUCUUAUGAAGGGGUUUCGAUGGGAUAUAAUGUUAAC